Messenger RNA from Musa acuminata subsp. malaccensis (wild Malaysian banana), 1085 nucleotides. RefSeq lists its product as uncharacterized. NCBI's taxonomy places the organism in Eukaryota, Viridiplantae, Streptophyta, Magnoliopsida, Zingiberales, Musaceae. The record is from RefSeq and is a predicted model, not a curated record. Gene Ontology annotation, molecular function: hydrolase activity.
UCGGGCGACUCCUCACUGCAGCGGAGCCUGUUGCAGCAUCACCGGCACUUCCCCGCACAGGGUGGGUGGUGAUCCAAAUGUACCGCGGCGGCAGCUCGUAUGCCUCCGGUUCGAGGUCUGCGACCAGGAGGCAUGUCGACUACGGGAGGACUUAUGUUGUCCGGCCCAAGGGCAGACAUCGGGCCACCAUCGUCUGGCUUCACGGUUUAGGAGACAAUGGCGCAAGCUGGUACCAGCUCCUGGAAACUCUUCCUCUGCCAAAUAUUAAGUGGAUAUGCCCCACUGCUCCUACUCGACCUGUGGCUCUUUUCGGUGGAUUUCCAUGCACUGCAUGGUUCGACGUUGCGGACCCUUCACAGGAUGGCCCUGAUGAUGCCGAUGGAUUGGAAGCUUCAGCAGCACACAUCGCAAAUCUUUUGUCGUCUGAGCCAGCUGACGUAAAACUUGGAAUCGGUGGGUUCAGUAUGGGUGCCGCGACUGCCUUGUAUUCUGCUUCUUGCUUCGCACACGGAAGAUACGGAAAUGGAGGCCGAUAUCCCAUAAACCUCAGUGCAGUCGUUGGUCUCAGCGGCUGGCUUCCCUGUUCCAGGAGCUUGAAGACCAAGGUGGAAAGCUCACAGGAAGCUGCAAGGCGAGCUGCCUCCUUGCCACUUUUGCUCUGUCAUGGAACAGGGGACGGAGUGGUUCCCUAUAAACAGGGAGAAAGGUCUGCGGAGACGUUGAGGAUGUCGGGGUUUCGAAAUCUCACGUUUAAGGCCUACAAUGGACUCGAACACUAUACGAUUCCGGAGGAAAUGGAUGCCGUCAGCAAGUGGCUCACCGCGAGGCUGCGGCUCGAUGGGUCUCGCGCUUGACGACGGGACGUGCCGUGUGCGUCCUGCGAUCGCAUCGAGGCGCGGCUAUAGAAAGUACACCUAACUCACCCAGUAUGCGUAUGUGCUCAGGUGCUCGUCGCGGCGAUAUGUGCCGUGAGAGUCGAGUGUGUCUUGUGAUAGCCUUGUCUCCCUUUGGCCUCGGAGUGGCUUAUCAGCUUGUUUGGUGUACAUUAUCUUCCUUUCUACGAAUGAAUGAACAGAGUCUAAUUA